Aspergillus alliaceus is the source of this 1516-nucleotide messenger RNA. RefSeq names its product phosphatase PAP2 family protein. The transcript has 3 exons. The coding region runs from base 170 to 1372 and encodes 400 amino acids. NCBI's taxonomy places the organism in Eukaryota, Fungi, Ascomycota, Eurotiomycetes, Eurotiales, Aspergillaceae. Gene Ontology annotation, cellular component: inositol phosphoceramide synthase complex. Gene Ontology annotation, molecular function: inositol phosphoceramide synthase activity. Gene Ontology annotation, biological process: inositol phosphoceramide metabolic process; sphingolipid biosynthetic process. The record is from RefSeq and is a predicted model, not a curated record.
CCUGUUCGUGUCCCUUAAAAGAGACGGACACUAUCGAUCUUUCUACAUUGCCGAUUGCGGGGAGAGCUCAGUGCAUGGCUCACGAGACCACUCCUACUCCUUCCUUACUAUUUAUUGCUCUCCCUUCAAAGGCCGCACAGAUCCCGGCCUUCCCUUCAUUAUACACACCAUGGCGGCGCCCGAUCAUACCGACCUGGGAAAACCUCAGUUUGAGUCGCACAAAUGGGUGGAACCUAUCAUCGUGCUAAGUAUUAUGAUCGGCUCUUUGAUAAUCAAUCGACGACGGAACUUCAGCAUCUCACGCCCCUCCGAUUAUAUACAACUCGGGAACCCAGACGAUGUGCUCAGGAGUACGGAGAAUACGUGGCUGGAAACCUCGAAUGCCGAAACAUACCGCUUCUGUGGGAUUGUGAUCAAGGUGCCGGAUUCUUCGAGAUGGAGACAUCAUAUCCAUAGCAGGAUCAUUCAGAAAUUCCCCUUUCUGGUGGAGAUGUUCUACUGGGUGAUGAAUCUACUCUUCUACGCGUGCACCAAGGCGAUCUCGCAGAGUCUGUCGCCGGCGGAUAAGAGUGUCGUGCAAGUUGCGCAGGGCCAUGGCAUCGACAUUCUCACCUUCGAGCACAAGGGCAUUUUCCGGUUUUUCUUCCCCGUCGAGGAAUCUGAAUUCCAAAGCUUCUUUAUGGAGUACCAUCCGCUCUGGCUGACCCUCUUCAAUCGGAUCUAUUCCUUGGUCCACAUCCCGGGAACGGUGCUGUUCCUCUCCUGGUACUACUAUAGCGCCCCGAAUCACCGCACGUUCGCCAUUGUUCGGAGAACCAUGACGCUGGGUAAUCUCGCCGCCUUCCUCGUCUUUUGCUUCUACCCGUGCAUGCCUCCCCGACUCCUGCCCGAGGAAUAUAACUUCUUCGACACGGUCCGGCAGGAGCAUGCAGAGAGUGUCUGGGUGGGGGCCAAGUCGGUCAAUCAGUUCGCCGCGAUGCCGAGUCUGCACUUCACCUACGCGUUUGUGAUCGGCUGCACAUUCAUCUACCAUUCGGGCAUUAUGCAGCGGCUGUUGGGCAUGCCAACCAGGACCUCCCGGCUGGCGGUGCUCUUCUACGUGUCACUCGGCAUUAUUUACCCGCUGCUGGUCCUGAGUGUGAUUGUGGCUACGGCCAAUCAUUAUUGGCUAGAUGCCGUCGUAGCCGUUCUUAGUGUCACGAUCUGCUUCCUAGGCAAUCGGAUCUUGGUGGUUCUGUUACCGCUUGAAUAUCGUCUCUGCUGGGUAUUGCGACUCGCCAAGCCUGUUCCGACGACCGGAGAUCGGCUGCACAAGUACGCUGCUAUGAAAGAUCUCGACAGUUCACCAGAACUCCAUGACGAAAUAGUAUAAGGCCCCCUCAUUUCGAUAUACCCAAUAUACGAGCAUCUACGCACUAUAAUAGACUAUGUAUCGUAAUAAAUUGCCGAUAAACCUUAGAAGAUCCGAAGCUACCUCAUUAGGCACCUUUUCUUUUGCUUUUAGCUUUUCUACUUU